This is a messenger RNA of Spinacia oleracea (spinach), 1387 nucleotides long. Its product is annotated as truncated transcription factor CAULIFLOWER A. The record is from RefSeq and is a predicted model, not a curated record. Bases 300 to 1037 code for a protein of 245 amino acids. Gene Ontology annotation, biological process: positive regulation of transcription by RNA polymerase II. NCBI's taxonomy places the organism in Eukaryota, Viridiplantae, Streptophyta, Magnoliopsida, Caryophyllales, Amaranthaceae. Gene Ontology annotation, molecular function: RNA polymerase II transcription regulatory region sequence-specific DNA binding; DNA-binding transcription factor activity; protein dimerization activity. Gene Ontology annotation, cellular component: nucleus. The transcript is spliced from 8 exons.
UUAAUUUUCCCCCAAUUCGAAAAACUUGCAUUCCAUUCCCUCGUGUCUUCCUUCCUUGCCUCAUAUACUCCCUGCACAUUUAUCUGAAAGAUUAUAACAUUACUACAUUCAUACCUUAAUUAGCAAUACUUAUAGUACUAUUUAUCACCUAUUAACAUCCCUCUUUCUCCCUCACUCACACGAUCACUUAUUUUCUCUCUCUUCCUCCCUAUCUAUAUAUCGUGUCUAUUCAUAGUUUGCGUGUGAGGGAGAAAGAGGGAUUGUUCCACGAAGAGAGAGAAAAUAAGAAAGUGGAAAAAAUGGGGAGAGGUAGGGUUCAGCUGAAGAGGAUUGAAAACAAGAUCAACCGGCAAGUGACGUUCUCCAAACGUCGUAUCGGGUUGCUUAAAAAGGCGCACGAGAUCUCGAUACUCUGCGACGCUGAUGUUGGUCUCAUCAUCUUCUCCACCAAAGGAAAACUGUUCGAGUAUGCUUCUGAUUCCUGCAUGGAGAAGAUCCUGGAGCGCUAUGAAAGAUACUCGUAUGCAGAGAAGCAGCUGACUGCUCCUGAUCCUGAAUCCCGUGUAAGCUGGACACUGGAGCAUGCAAAGCUCAAGGCUAGGCUCGAGAUUCUGCAGAAAAAUCAAAGGAAUUACAUGGGAGAAGAACUUGAUACCUUGAGCCUCAAGGAACUUCAGAAUUUAGAGCAUCAGCUUGACAGUGCUCUUAAACACAUCAGGUCCAAAAAGAACCAAGUGAUGCAUGAAUCAAUUUCUCAGCUUCAGAAGAAGGACAAAGCAUUACAGGAACACAACAACAUGCUAAUCAAGAAGGUGAAGGAGAAAGAGAAGGCGUUGGCGAAGCAGUCAGAAACGGAUCAAGAAACAUAUGACCUUAACUCAUCUGGUUUUUUGUCUCAGGCUUUGCCUUCAUUGAACACAGUAGGAACCUGCAGCAGUGCUGUAGAAGACGAUCAAACAACACAGCAACCAAGUCGUACCAACAACAACUCUACCAUUAUGCCGUCCUGGAUGCUCCGUCAUAUCUCCGAGCAGUAAAAGCAAACAGAUGUCAACAAUGGAGAUUAGUCACCAAAAAAGGAAGCUAAGUUAUAAUGCAUAUGUGCAACUUUGUAAGAAAGUAUUGGGUUAGUAGAAUGAUGAUGAUGAUGCAAAAAGGGUAUAAGAAAGAGAGGUGGUGAUGGGUUUUGUAUAUUAUUUCCGGGUAAUGCUGAGACUUCCAUGGAAGAGUUGAAUGAGUAGUAUUAGCUGAAUUUGGAUCCAUGGGUAUUGGAGAAAUGGAUGCAGCUUAAAUAAAGGUACAUUGUUGUUGGUACUCGAUCAGCAGCAUGAUUAAGCUGAUAAUGUAUAUAUAUAUAUAUCCAUCUAUUUAAGCUGUUUUUAAUGUA